This is a messenger RNA of Coregonus clupeaformis (lake whitefish), 2842 nucleotides long. It is a transcript of the gene sox10, whose product is annotated as SRY-box transcription factor 10. Lineage: Eukaryota; Metazoa; Chordata; Actinopteri; Salmoniformes; Salmonidae. Gene Ontology annotation, molecular function: DNA-binding transcription factor activity, RNA polymerase II-specific; RNA polymerase II cis-regulatory region sequence-specific DNA binding. Gene Ontology annotation, cellular component: nucleus. Gene Ontology annotation, biological process: morphogenesis of an epithelium; peripheral nervous system development; enteric nervous system development. The record is from RefSeq and is a predicted model, not a curated record.
AGCUCUUUAAGCCCCGGCGUGCGACACAGAGCAGGCAUUCAUAGAUGGGCAGUGCGAGCGAGGGGGCUAGGGAGUGAGCGCGAGCGUCAUUUUGGAAACUCUGGAACACACGGACUCUCAUUUUUCAUUACUGAAUAUUUCGCUAAAGGCCUACAAUUUCAGAGACUGCAAGGGAGAGGAGACUGUUCUACUGGAGCAAGAGGUGGGACUCAACAGGUAAACUGGGAUCCACACGACGCGCUCAGCGUAAGACACCAGCAACACGGAUGGAAAGAACUUUGAUGAGGAAUCCUAACAGAAUUUUAGAACGUAGACUGAGAGUUGAGACUGACUGGGAGUUUAUAUAAAGGAGACCUCGAGUGACAGAAGCAAUCCUUUAGUUUUAAACAGGCAUAGUUUAUAUUCCCUGAAAAAGGGUGACCUUCUUCGUUAGUUCAGACAUAGGGAUACGCCUAGACUUAGUAGUUGAACACCCAUAGGCCAAGAAACUAUACCCUGUACACUUUCUGUUACUCACCUGAGGGAGGAAGCUUUCUUGGAAGAGAGGAAAAGAUGUCGGGGAGAGGAGCAGAGUUUAUCUGAGUUAGAAAUGAGUCCGGGGGUCUCGGACGACGGUCACUCCUUGUCACCGGGUCAAUCCUCUAGUGCCGCAGGCGGAGGAGAUUCGCCCCUGUCCGUUCCGCAGCCCCAGCUGACAGGGGUCGCGACGACGACCCUAUCCGAUGUAGCUGGUGGGAUUUCCAUCAAGUCCGACGAAGACGACGAUCGCUUUCCCAUUGGUAUCCGCGAGGCAGUGAGCCAGGUGCUGAACGGCUACGACUGGACACUCGUGCCUAUGCCUGUGCGCGUAAACUCCGGCAGCAAAAGCAAGCCGCAUGUGAAAAGACCUAUGAACGCCUUCAUGGUGUGGGCACAGGCCGCACGGAGAAAACUGGCAGACCAGUAUCCCCACCUCCACAACGCUGAGCUCAGCAAAACCCUCGGGAAACUUUGGAGGCUCUUGAAUGAGAGUGAUAAGAAGCCUUUCAUCGAGGAGGCAGAGAGGCUGAGGAAGCAGCACAAGAAGGAUUACCCGGAGUACAAGUACCAGCCACGCCGCCGCAAGAACGGCAAACCCGGCUCGGGCUCUGAUGCUGACGGCCACUCGGAGGGUGAGGUCAGCCAUAGCCAAUCGCACUACAAGAGCCUCCACCUGGACGUGGCUGCCCACGUCGGGGGGGCGGGGUCUCCUCUGGCUGAUGGACACCACCCACAUGCUGCAGGCCAGAGCCACAGCCCUCCUACACCACCCACCACCCCCAAGACGGAACUCCAGUCUGGGAAGUUGGGUGAUGGGAAGCGGGAGGGCAGUGGAGCGGGGGGCUCCCGUGGGGGAAUGGGGGUAGGAGCGGAGGGUGGCUCUGGAUCAGGGUCAGGCAAACCCCACAUUGAUUUCGGCAACGUGGACAUCGGUGAGAUCAGCCACGAGGUGAUGGCCAACAUGGAGCCCUUUGAUGUGAACGAGUUUGACCAGUACCUGCCCCCCAACGGGCACCCGGGGGUUGGACAGAGUGCUGUCAGCGGCAGCGCCUCGUCCUCUCCCUAUGCCUACGGUAUCUCCUCUGCCCUGGCCGCGGCCAGUGGACACUCUGCAGCGUGGCUAUCCAAGCAGCACCAGCAGCAUCAUGCCUCCUCUCUGGGCUCCGACCACUCCAAGGCCCAGAUUAAGAGUGAGGCCGGCUCGGGACACUUUGCCGAAGCAUCCUCAGGGAGUUCCCAUGUCACCUACACUCCCCUCAGCCUGCCCCACUACAGCUCUGCUUUCCCCUCGCUGGCCUCCAGGGCCCAGUUUGCAGAGUAUGCUGACCACCAGGCCUCGGGAUCCUACUACGCCCACUCCAGCCAGGCCUCAGGGCUGUACUCUGCAUUCUCCUACAUGGGGCCCUCGCAGAGGCCCCUGUACACAGCCAUCACUGACCCGUCCAGCGUGCCACAGUCACACAGCCCCACACACUGGGAGCAGCCUGUCUACACCACCCUGUCGCGGCCCUGACAAAGACCGGGAGCAGAGGGCACUGGUGCAGAUUUGGCCCCAACGGCAGACCCACAGAGCGGAGGAGACCUGGGUUGGGGGCAGUGGGGAGACGGAAUCCCCUUCUGGUCUGGCCCAGAUGCAGGAUGGCCAGUAGGGUCCAAGGAGGAAUGGAGAUCAGAUGAUUUUAUGGGGUAACGUGUGGUGUAUAACUUCAAUGUUGAGUACUCAGAGGGUUGGAUCCUAGUUUCUAGGGUCAGAAAGAGAAUAAAUCAAAUCCGUAUUUAAAUCUAGAUGCUUAUCGUUGAAAUGGUUUUAUGAUGUAAAGAUGUCAACAGUAGAGAGUGCCAAACUGUUUGGCUAGCCCAUCCAUCCACAUCUCAGGCAUGUUGAAAACUGAUUAAUUACAUGAUGUAACACAGUAUCCAAUAUAUAAUCAAUACGACAUAUUCUGUGAUUGGCCUAGAGGCAUAUUUCUUGUAUGUACAGCACCUAUAAGUUGCCUCUGUUGUAAUUGGAAAAUACUGUAUAUCUAUAACAAAAGGGCAUACAGUCCAGAAAAUAUGUUUCUACAGAUGUUUAAUAAAUUAAAAUGACCAAAGUUUUGAAACCAAAACUUUAAAGACAGAGAAAAAAUAUUGUUUAAAGUUGUUUCUCUCCAUAUGACACUGUAUCUCAGUACUACAUUGAUGUUGAAUUAUGUACAACACAUUAUUUCUGACCUGAUUAUAGCUCUUUGGUGACAUACCCUCAAGACUAUAUUGAUAUACAGUUGAAGUCGGAAGUUUGCAUACACCUUAGCCAAAUACAUUUAAACUCAGUUUUCACAAU